ACGCACUUUGUAUCCAGGUCCAAUGUUUUUGUUUCUGUUGGAGCUUUGAGCCUCAACGUGAAGCUUUAGCCACAUUCAGGAGAUGACAGCGAGGGUUUGAAAGCGGAGAGGAAACCAUCCGCUGUAGUCCCACGAUACAAGAUGUCUAAUAACUUGUACUCUGGCGGUGUCUGUUUCCCUCCAUCAGGGGACGAGGAGGGGGAAAAGGAUCCAGUUGUCAUGGAGGGUGACGACGACUGUGAAACCAGGUGGAGCGAGGAGCUCAGGCUGGUCCUCGUCGGGAAAACCGGAUGUGGCAAGAGUGCGUCCGGAAACACCAUCCUGGGCCGGGGGCAGUUCCUGUCGCAGAUCAGCGCGAGCUCCGUCACGCAGGUCUGCAAGCUCGGGAGCACCGUGUUCGCCGAGGAAGAAGUCGGCGACGAGGAGGAGGAGGGUGGCAGGGCUGUCACGCGGAGGAGGAUGAAGAGAGUCACGGUGGUUGACAUGCCAGGUUUCGGGGACACGCUCCUCAGCGUGGAGCAGAUCCGCGCGGAGAUUGCCAAAUGUGUGUGUCUCUCUGCCCCGGGGCCACAUGCCUUCCUCCUGGUGGUGCCGAUAGGACGAUACACAGACAACGAGAACCAGGCUGUUUGUGAGAUGGCGGAGGUGUUUGGGGAGGAGGCGGUGUGUCACCACACAGUGGUUCUUUUUACCAGAGGGGAUGACCUGGAGGGAAUGGCGAUCGAAGAGUACCUGAGGCAGACUGCACCUGCUGGGCUCAAGGCUCUGAUUGACAGGUGUGGGGGCAGGUACCAUGUUCUCAACAACAGAGACCCCGGUAACUCGACGCAGGUUCGAGAACUCUUGAUGAAGGUGGACAGAAUGGUGAAGCAGACUAACAGAGGGUUUUAUACCAACAGCAUGUUCUUAGAGGCUGAGGCCGCUAUCAGGGAGGAGCAGAGGGUGAUUUUGGGAGGGCAAGAGAAAGGAGAGGGGGAAGAAGAAUGGGGAAACAGCGGCAGCAUGGAGGAACAGGCUCAGCGUAUGAAACGAAGAAAGUGUGACCUAGAGUUUGACACAGCAGGAAGCAGCGCAAGAGGAACGCAGGGGUUCAGCAGGAGAGAGUUGGAGAAUGGAAAUGAAGAUGAAGAGGAUGUAUGGAUGGAGAGAUGGACAGAGGAGAGCAGAGGCAGUGCUUUCAGCCUCCUGAGGGACAGAAUAAAAAAAUGUAGGUACCCGUUCGGAAGCAGGCAUAAGGGCUGCAGCAGGGCCGUCAGCAGGCGACAGUCCCUGCGUUCGUCCUUGAUUCGCAUUAGGCAGGAGGCUGUGCUCUCCGCUAAGGUGCUGGAGAGAGUUAAGAUCCUGGUGGCUGCUGGAACCACAGGCCUGGCAGUUGGGGCAGUGUUCGGCGCUGCUGCUCCUUUAGCCGCCGCAGCCGGGGCUUCCCUUCUGGGAAAUUCGGUUGGUUUUGCUGCAGGUCAACUAGCCGGGAUGUCUGUGGCGGGAGGCACAGGUGUCGGGAAAGCUGUGGGGGCCAUAGUGGCAGCUGCAUCGGGAAAAACUGCAGUGGCUAUGGGGGCAGCAACAGGAGGGCUUAUGGGUGGCUCUGUGGGAGCCAUUGUUGGUACUACGGCCCCCAGUCCCAGAGAGGGUGCUUUGGAUGCUCUUGGUCAGGUCAGCCUCAUAGGGGCCUCUGCUGUGGGGGUGGCGGCAGGAGUAGGGGGCUCCUUGGGAGCUGGCGCUGCUUUAGGCACAGUUUUGGAGGGAGCAGCUUUCAGCACAGCAGCCCUCAGUGCAGCUGAAACUGCGGCAGUUGGGGCAGCAGGUGCAGCCAACGCCUCUAUAGCUCAGGGUAGUUUAGCUUCAGCAGCAGGGCAGCAUGCAGUGGCCAUUGUGACACCUCAUUGUGCUGCGACAGGGGCAGUCUUGGCUCAGACUGCCAAUGUCCCAGCAGCAGCAGCAGCAGCAGGUUCUGUAUGUGGGUUUACGGGAAUGAGUGGGGCAUCAGUGGCCAACAGGGUUGCGUCAGAUCCCUGGGGCACUGUGGCGGCAACGACGCGCAUUUUGGCCGCAGUGGCUGAGAUAGGCAAGGCGGCGGCGGGCAUCGCGCUGGCUGGAGGUCUGGUGGUGAAGGUGGUAAAGGAAAAAGUCAGAAGUGGCACGGGGACAGCAGAAACAAGUCUCUCCGAGAGAAAGUCGUAUGAGAUCCACUGGAACAAAUAAAUACAGGCUGAGAGUGGAGUUGUAAUCCAGUGAAUGAGAUCAUAUUCAUAUCUUCUACUGCGCCUUUGAUGAAACCUUACACUGCACAGUAGCUCCCCUCACUGUAAGAUGUUGCCUGUGAAUGUAAACCACUUCACUCCAUAUGCAGAGGUAGUAGCCGGAGCAAUGUAAUAUAAAACAAUAUUAAAUACAUUAACAAGAAAUCACACAGUCUUGAAUGUUGGUUGGAACUGUUUUAGGCUGGUGACAGACUUCAGUGACAUUUGCAGUGGGAUGACUAAUGAAAUAUAUUUAGCUAAAAAGUGUUGUGAUUUCUUUCAGCUUUCUCAAACACAUUUGUAUCUAUAUUGAUUGUGAUAAGGUUUUUACUCAUCUCCCAACUGGUUGUUUUGGAACCAGGUUUUCUUGCACAUUUUUCUAAAAAUUAAUAAAAAGAAAUGAGAUAUUGACUUUAUUCAGAGUUCAACCAUGUUGGUUCAUUUGAAUGAAUGAGAUGAAUUUCAUAAAGGUUUAUGGUAUUUAUUUGGCCUCUAAAGAAUCACAGCGCUGUAAACGAAAUUGUAAAUAUAUAAAUUAUUAAUCGUAUUACAGUAAUUGAUGUUGAAAAGGAACAAGAGGCCUGAAGUAUUAAACGACAUGUCAAAUCCUAAAGGGUGAUGGUGGGCGGCUGUGUUUCAGUGUUUCACAUCCUGUAAUAUGUAAACCGGUAAAGAGUUGUUUUAGUUAUGCAUUAACAACCAGCACCGACUGCUGUAAAUGUGUCAACAGUUCACCAGUGUGUUGACUCUUGUUGCAGUGAAAUGAACAAUAAAGACAGUAUUCUUGCAUGACA
Molecule: messenger RNA, 3034 nt
Organism: Scophthalmus maximus (turbot)
Lineage: Eukaryota; Metazoa; Chordata; Actinopteri; Pleuronectiformes; Scophthalmidae
Exons: 2
Coding region: 142-2202 (686 amino acids)
Molecular function (GO): GTP binding
Source: RefSeq, a predicted model, not a curated record